AUGCAGAAUUCCAGCACAACUGCAGGGAUAUCUUCCCCCCUAUCGCAGACAAUGACCAACCAUUCAUACCCUGUGCCGUUCACGAAGGAGCACGAAAAGGACCUUUAUCAAUAUUAUGUAUCAUUGAGUACUUUCUUCCAGGUUACAGGAGUGGAGAAACGUGACAGGUCCGGUUCAGCUAGAGCCCAGAAGGCAAGAGCUAAGCUGUUAAGGUUAUCAUCAUCGCAAUUUUAUGAAUUGAGUACUGAUGUCUCCGACGAGUUGAAGAGAAGAAUUAGUGAAGAGGAGAACCAAGGAAGUGCUGAGGGUGAAGGUGGAUUUCUGUCACCUAAAGAAAAUUUCCAUGUAAAGAGAAACCAGGCUAGGCAGAAAUUAGCUAACCUGUCACAAACAAGAUUCAACGAUUUAGUGGAUGAUAUAUUAUUUGAAAUUAAAAGAAGAGGAUUCGAUAAGAAAGUUGUUACCGAUAAGGUCGAUAAUGCCAAGGAGGACACUCUUUAUGAGGAGUAUGAUAAGCCGGUAAUACCAAAAUUGACUAAACCAGAACGAAAAGAGGAAAGCGAAGAAGCAACAAAAGUACCUGAACUGGAAGAGUCGUCUACGAAAAAUGAACAAGAAGACUCACAAUCUACGGUGCCUCCAGCAACUACCUCCAUACAAACGUCAUUAAUUAUACCUAAGAAAGCUUCGAUAGAUUGGACGUCUUCAGAGGAGGAAGACGAAGACGAAGAAGAAGUUGAAGAAAAAACUGCCCCAACAAUAAAUGACGAUAGAAAUAUAGAGGCACGCGAAGUCGCAGAAUCUUCUACUGAAAUUAUUCCAUCAUACCAUAACGAGAGCGGGAUAAUAGAUCCCGAAGAAACUAUUAACCAUAACUCCAGUGAGGGUAUAAGUCCUGGUAAUAAUUCUAUUAAAAACUCUAAUUUACAGCUACCCACCACUGCUAAUGAUGAUACUGAUAAUCAUGGUAUUUCACUCGGUACAAUACUCCCUGAUUCAUUUACUACUAGGAUUGCUGACGAUACCAGAGAUUCUCAUAUCAUUGAUAGUUCGAAAAUAAGUGAGUUGGAAUCCAAAUUAAAUGAGAUGACCCAAGAAAAUAAAAGUUUAUUAUCAGAUCUCGAUUCGUUAAGAAAUGAACUGGUUUUGAUCAAACAUGAAAAUGAAAACUUGAAGACAACAAUACAAAAGCCCAUAAAUGACGAAUCAAUGCAAAAGGAAUUGAUCUCUUUAAACUCCCAAGUUUCGAAAAUGUCCAUUGAAAAUGAAAAAUUAAAGCAAAGUUUAUCUGAAUUAGAAUUAAAGUCCAGACCGGUUAGAAGCCCGGUAGUUAAAGUCGAGCAAAUGGAUCUAGACGUAGAUCCAUUAGCUGAAAGCUCUAUUUUGGCUUUCAUUGCUGAAGAUGGUUAUAUUCCAAUUGAAUUAGUCACAGUAACGCGGGACCAUAUUAGCGAAUUUUUUACUACGUUAAGGCAGACCCAUGAUAAAGAUCACUUUGGAAGGAAUUUGUUUGAAAGGGUAUCGCAAAUUUCUAAUGUCAUCUCUCAAAUAAUUACGUUAGUGAAUUUACCCAGAUUUAAAGACCAAAUAGUAUUGUUGACCGCCAGUGUAUCACAUCUGAUCACGACUGUCAGAUAUUAUUCAGUAUAUGGAACAUUACUACCCAAAAUUACGAUACAUGCAGCUUUAUCUGAUGUUGUAUUUGCUCUUUGUAAUUUAAUCAAGACAACGAAGCUAAAACCAUCGUCCACUAAUAACAUUACCACGACGGAAAAACCACUAACAGAUGAAUAUGCAAAGAGUGAGGACAAUAACUCUAAUUUGAAUCUACCACAAGCUAAAGCAAUCAAGGAUCAAAAUCAUGCCCUGGAUCAACUACCUUCCACACCAACGUUUAAUCCCAAAUCAACACCAAUUUUUGAAAAACCAGGUAUUAUCAAUGCAGAUGACGAUGAAGAAUUCGAUGGGUCACCCGUGAAACCAUUAAAGAUUGCCCAAAAGGCCCCCUUCAGUCCUAGUUUCACCUCACCAGCGUCCUCCAGAAAACCAUCCUCCACAGGAUUAUUCUCCCUGAGGGUAAAUUCUCCUUCUCCCUCCUUGAAUACGGCACCCAACUCUAGAGAUGGCUCUAAUUCCAAUUCUACCUUUAUAGCGAAUCCCACUAUGUCGGAACCUAAGAAGGAGAAGGAGGAAAUAGUAGUGCCCUUGGAACAACCUACACCUCUAUUAAAGAAGAAUGAACACGAACCGGAACUCCAGAAGAGCACCUCUCCCACUACUACCGCCACUAAUAAUAAUAAUAUGAUGAGGUUACUCUCGGAACUCAAUGAGGCAAAGACCCCGAUUAAGGAGGUGAUACCGGAUGCAAGUCCUGUAGACCCUGUUGUGGUCAAGGUAAGUGAUGAGGAUAAUAAGGAGGAGGAAAAGGAAGAGGAAAAAGAAGAGGUGUUUGCUCCUGCAAAGACCAAUGAUGUAGAAUCGUUGAAGGAUGAAGAUACCAAGGAACCUCCAACUGAUGUUAAAGUCGAAAGUGAAGAAGAAGUACCUGUAUCACCUGAGAAGGUUGUACAUGAAGACCCAGAACCUGAAGUUGUUGUAGAGCUACCGCAGAAUAAGAUAGAGCCUGAGCGUGUUAAAGAAGUUGAUUUAUCCAAACCUGCGAAAGAGCAGGAACAGGAGUUGGAGAAUAAUGAAUCUAGUGAAGAGGAAAAAGGAGAGGGAGAAAAGGAUGAAAGUUAUGAAUUUGUUCCAUUGAAUGCUACGGGGAAGAAAGUUGUUGAAUCUGAGUCAGAAGAAGAAGAGGAAGAAGAAUCGUCUUCUGAGGAGGAGGAGGAAACUGGAAGUGAGGAUGAAGAGGAAGAAGAGGAAGAAGAAGAAGACGAAGAAGACGAAAAUGAUUUCGAUGUGGAUGCAUUUGAUAUUGAGAAUCCUGAUAACACAUUAUCUGAAUUAUUGCUGUAUUUGGAACAUCAAACAGUGCAAGUCAUCUCCACUAUUCAAUCUCUAUUAAGUUCCAUUAAGGAACCACAAGCUACGAAGGGUGAUUUAAGAGUGGAAUCCAAUGCCAUUAAUCAAGUUAUUAGUCAAAUGGUGGAUGCCACUAGUGUUUCUAUGAAUCAAAGUCGUAAUGCUAAUUUGAAGAAGCAUGGUAUAUGGGUUGUUCAAAGUUUGGAAGAUUGUGGACGUCGUAUGACUGUUCUUUGUGAAUUGAAUCGUGAAGGUAUUCUUGUUAAGAAUGAAAAAAGUGAUGAAGAUUAUGCUGAUAAACAUUUCAAACAGAGAUUAGCUGGGAUUGUAUUUGAUGUAGCUAAAUGUACUAAGGAGUUGGUGAAGACCGUGGAGGAGGCCAGUUUGAAAGAAGAAAUUGAUUAUUUAAAUGCUAGACUAAAAUAA
Molecule: messenger RNA, 3393 nt
Organism: Naumovozyma castellii
Lineage: Eukaryota; Fungi; Ascomycota; Saccharomycetes; Saccharomycetales; Saccharomycetaceae
Gene: SPA2
Product: Spa2p
Exons: 1
Coding region: 1-3393 (1130 amino acids)
Source: RefSeq, a predicted model, not a curated record